UUUCGAAGUUCUUGCUCUCGGUAGGCGCUGGUUCGCAUGCAUCCGCUUCUUCGGUAAAUUUGACAUUUGACAAUUGCGAAGAAGUGACGACUUUGACUUAUAGCGCGGUGUGUUGUGAUUGGUGUUAACAUAACAAGUGAGUUCAACGCCUGCUGUGUUUGAGGACGGGCGAUUUUUUUCUCGGGAGGAAGUCUCCGAUUCGACAUUCGUAAGAUGGCGCCCUCCAAUCCACUUCUUAUAGGCCUAAUACUAGUCAUAAUUAAUUUUUCUGGAACAUUAGGUAGAAUAGCGUUCGAAAAACUUACAGAUUACGAUUACCGCGGUAACACCUAUUACACAGUAAAAAAUUUAAGUCUGUACGAAUGUCAAGGUUGGUGUCGAGAAGAACCGGACUGCCAGGCCGCCGCUUUCAGUUUCGUAUUAAAUCCUCUAAUACCGAUCCAAGAAACGUUAUGUUUACUUCAAAACGAAACGUCGUCCAGUAAUCCAUCAGCUACGCCUCAGAGAGCAGUCAACAUGUAUUACAUGACGAAACUUCAACUCAGAUCUGAGAAUAUUUGUUUGAGACCUUGGGCUUUCGAAAGAAUACCGAAUAAGAUGAUCAGAGGACUGGACAACGCCUUGAUUUAUACAUCGACAAAAGAAGCGUGUCUCGCAGCUUGUUUAAAUGAGCACCGAUUCACUUGUCGAUCUGCGGAAUAUAAUUACGUCACUUUACAAUGCCAACUCAGCGAUACGGAUCGGAGAACUUCGGGUCAAUUCGUUCAGUUCGUCGAUGCUCAAGGUGUAGAUUAUUUCGAAAAUUUAUGUUUGAAAGGAAACCAAGCUUGCAAAGGAAAUCGAAACUACGUAGUACCCAGGAUAGGAGUUGCUGAUGACAAAGUAGCCCAAUACGCCACUUUGCAUUAUUAUACCGAUAAGGAAUUGCAAGUGACGAGCGAAUCCGCCUGCAGAUUAGCCUGUGAAAUCGAAAACGAGUUUCUAUGCAGAUCAUUCCUAUAUAAGGGAACUCCGCAAGGUAAUCAAUACAACUGUCAAUUAUUCCAUUUGGAUCACAAAACGUUGCCAGACGGACCUAGCACUUAUUUAAACGCAGAACGACCUCUCAUUGACAACGGCGAACGUAUAGGAACUUAUUACGAAAACAUCUGCGAAAAAUCUUCUACAACCGCUCCUGGAUCGCCUUCCGAUAAUUCCUUACCGGUCGUAUUCGAAACCACCGAAGAUACGACCUUGAACAACCUAACCAGAAAUGACGUCAACUGUGAUAAAACUGGUACUUGUUAUGACGUUUCGGUGAACUGUAAAGACACCAAGAUCGCAGUACAAGUAAGAACUAAUAAGCCUUUCAAUGGGAGGAUUUAUGCUCUUGGUAGAUCUGAGACUUGCAACGUGGACGUGGCAAACAGCGAUUUAUUUAGAUUGGAUCUCACAAUGAACGGACAAGAUUGUAAUACUCAAUCAGUGGUUGGCGUAUACAGUAACACGGUCGUUCUUCAGCAUCACAGCGUAGUAAUGACCAAAGCUGAUAAAAUCUAUAAAGUUAAAUGCACCUACGAUAUGUCUUCUAAGAACGUUACAUUCGGCAUGAUGCCAAUCAGAGAUCCAGAAAUGAUUAGUAUUACGUCCGCUCCCGAAGCUCCACCCCCGAGGAUUCGUAUCUUGGACAGCCGCCAACGAGAAGUCGAAACUGUCAGAAUCGGAGAUAAACUCACGUUCAGAAUCGAAAUACCAGAAGAUACACCUUAUGGUAUAUUCGCUAGGAGUUGCGUCGCGAUGGCCAAAGAUUCGAAAAGUACAUUCCAGAUUAUCGACGAUGAAGGAUGCCCGGUGGAUGCUACAAUAUUUCCCGCUUUCACGCCCGACGGUACCGCAUUGCAAUCAAUUUACGAAGCUUUCAGAUUCACAGAAUCCUACGGAGUUAUUUUCCAAUGUAACGUGAAAUAUUGUCUCGGACCAUGCGACGCGGCCGUAUGCGAAUGGGGUCGAGACUCUUUAGAAUCGUGGGGAAGGAAGAAGAGAAGUGUCACUAAUCAAACGAACGAUGACGAAAAAGAUGGUGAUAUGACGCUCAGUCAAGAAAUUUUGGUAUUGGAUUUCGGAGACGAAAAACAAUCGGAAUUUUUGAAAAGCGAAUUGUCUAGCGCGGAUUUCGGCAAAGAUAAGACAGUUACGAUAAUAGAACCAUGUCCAACAAAAACUUCAGUACUAGCUUUAGGAGUAACGUGUGCCUUAUUAGUCUUACUAUACAUCAGUACCCUUUUCUGUUACUAUAUGAAAAAAUGGCUCAACCCCGGUAAACAUGUCGCUUGAAAUUUUUAUCUAAAAGACUUUUCGGUGCUUAGCUAAAUAUUUUUAUAUCGAUAUGUAAUGUACGAGGAGCAGAUUUCGAACUGAUCCUCGUAUGUUGAUUAAAUAGAUGCGAUUAUGACUUUGGGAUAUGAAUCCCAUUGGCGUAGUACGAAAAAAUAUUACAUUUUUUUUAUAAAAAAUAUCAAUUUCUAAUAAAAAUGUAAUGAAAAAAUUUGUAACGCGUAAAUUGAUAAUAAGUAAUUUAAUAUUUGGGAUAGGUGGAGGUCUGGUGGUGGGAGCUUCAUAAACUGUGAUAUACAGGGUCACUCAAAAAUCCUCGAGCGGGUGAAAGAUGUGCAAUAAAUCGAACAAAUUGAAAUUAUCGUCAGAUUUGUAGUGAAUUUGAUAACUAGUUACAAAAUUAAUUUGUCGGUGGUAAAAUCUGCGAUAUUGACUUAAUUGGUAGUUAUUUUUGAGUAGCCUGGUAUAAGGACUGCCUCAUUUUACCGUUACAAAAAUUUUUUUUUUGAUCUCUUUCAUAAAAUAUUAGUAACCAACUAUUUAUACCGAUAAUUAAAUAUGUUUAUUAAUAUAAUCACUUUUUUACAUAACUUAUUUUUUAAAUAAAUAUUCUUUUUAUAAAAUUUGUUUCAUUUUUCAAAUUUUUAUUUAUUAAUAAAAAUAAUUUCCUGAGAAAAUACGAAAAUGGAGCAGGUAGUAAAAUGCUAACACACAAAAUGAAAGGGUAGAGCAGACAGAGAAGACUAUAUUGAAGUAACUAAAGAUAAAAAGAGACAGCUAAUUCAAUAUAACAUUCGAGGUAGCCAGAGAUGUCAAAAAAAAACUCCCCAAACUUCAUCAGUGUUGCCACAAUUGUAUAAUUAACAAAUAGUUUUUUUUUAAAUAAAUUAAAAAUAGCAAAUAUUGAUUUACCUUUUAGUCGACUAAUUUGAUAUCCGUACUGCCUCGAAACUUGAUUUUAAUUAGAAAUUAUCACAUAUUUAUAACACACAAAAACUUUUAUAACAAAUAAUCACAUAUUUAGAAUACACAAAAAGCUCUAGAACAAACUAUCACAUAUUUGGAAUACACAAAAACUUUUAUAACUAUCACAUAUUUAGAACACAUAAAAAGUUCUAGAACAAUCUAUGACAAAUUCAAAGCACACAAAAAGAUUUUCUACAUUGUUUUAUAUCGUGCUUCCAACAAAUAUACGGUUUCUUCCUUAUUUUAACUAGUGGCAUUUAUGUUAAAAACACAUUUUAAUAUACGAUUUUCAUUUUUUAUAACAAUAAAAAUGUUAAAAGAGACAAAACAAAACAAAUCUAAUAUUCGGCCCUGACGCCACGACACUGGCUGUCUGAAAUAGUUGAACUAAAAAUGGCGAUUUCCGAUUUGUUCCGAAUUUAUUCGAGCAUCAUAUUCAUUUUACUCUCGAUACUGCCCAGUGUUGCCAAAGGUAUUGAAAUAAAAUUAUAUAUUGAAUAAUAAUUUUCAUUGAAAUUAAUAAAUUAGUUACAUAAUAUGAAACGUCAUUUUCAUUAAGUUUGUGUCGUUACACGAUGAAUAUUUUAUUUACGUUUUAUUAGAAAAUCUCGUUUAUUUUGACAUUUAGACUAUUCAUCAGCAUUUUGGAAAUCGGUUAAAGGAACGUCGUCAAAAUAGUCUGGCAACAUUGAUAUUAUUAUAUAUUUACAAUAUGAAACUUUAGUAGGCUGAAAUAUUUAAAAGUACGUUCCUGAUAAUAAUUAUAGUUUUGGUUACUAAUGUUGAUAAAAAUCUGAAUUUUGGUAUUACAACAAUUUUGUGACGGUGAGAUUCCUAAUUUCAGUAACAUUUUCUUCGAAUUUCUUGUGAUUUUAUACAUUAUUUAUUUUUUUUUAUUUAUUAUUUGGGUCUUUGUGUACAUAAAGAACUUAUUUUGAAUUUUAAUUAAUAUUACAAUUUUUAUGUAAUAGUACCCUUACAUGCCUUAGUACUUUUAAUAUAAUAAAUACUCAAUUUUUGUA
Diorhabda sublineata is the source of this 4301-nucleotide messenger RNA. RefSeq lists its product as uncharacterized. The record is from RefSeq and is a predicted model, not a curated record. The transcript has 13 exons. The coding region runs from base 214 to 2313 and encodes 699 amino acids. NCBI's taxonomy places the organism in Eukaryota, Metazoa, Arthropoda, Insecta, Coleoptera, Chrysomelidae.